This is a messenger RNA of Brassica rapa (field mustard), 793 nucleotides long. RefSeq names its product protein C2-DOMAIN ABA-RELATED 1. The record is from RefSeq and is a predicted model, not a curated record. NCBI's taxonomy places the organism in Eukaryota, Viridiplantae, Streptophyta, Magnoliopsida, Brassicales, Brassicaceae.
CUGAGACUUCUUUCCUAUAUAUAAUACAAAAAAAAGAAAACAUUCAUCACAGCUUUCCAAAGUCCAAAAGCACAGUUUCGUACAAGAAACCAACCUUGCAUCUUGCAAUUGAUCCAAAAAUGGAGAAUAUACUGGGUCUUCUGAGAAUUCAUGUGAAGAGAGGUGUGAAUCUCGCCAUUAGAGAUACCUCAAGCAGCGAUCCUUACAUCGUCUUUUACUCAGGAAAACAGAAGCUUAAAACCCGUGUAAUCAAACAUAGUAUAAACCCCGAAUGGAACGACGAGCUUACUCUUUCCGUUACAGAUCCAAAUCUCAGUGUUAAACUUACGGUUUACGACAAGGACUUGUUCUCAGCGGAUGACAAGAUGGGAGAAGCAGAGUUUAGCAUUGCUCCAUAUCUUGAAGCCAUUAAACUACGCCAUAAGCUUGAAGGACAACUUCCCAACGGAACCAUAAUAAUGAAGGUACAACCGACCAGACAAAACUGUUUGUCUGAAGAGAGCCAUAUUUUGUUGAACCAAGACAAGCUUGUGCAGAAUAUGUUCCUUAGACUCCAGCACGUGGAGUGUGGAGAGGUCGAGCUACAGCUCGAGUGGAUUGAUGUUCCCGGUUCAAAGGGUUUUUAAGUCUAUCCGAUCCGAUCCUUAGUCCCUUAUGCAUACAUGGUUUAGAAAUUAGAACUACGGCGUUGUUCGAAACUGGUCAGUGAAAGGAUCUCAAACUGGUUAUGUAAUGAACUCUUUUGUGUUUUCUGUUCUAAUUUGAGUCCAAGAGCGUGCAAGUCCAUGAGGAA